GGGUACUUUCAUGACUGGGUUCUCAUUCCUAUGUCGAGGUGGUACUGCCGACGCAACGGUAUCCCGAUAGGUCUAGGGAUAUGGCCGCUCCCUUUCGACCUCCUGCUCAAGCGGACGCAGGGCACUCGCGAGGCUGAGGCGAUCGCCAUGAUGACCGCGCGGAAUAUGGGACUCCCUGUCCCCCGCAUGCUGUCAUACGGGGAUCAUGGCGAAGGGCAGAACGGCUCCAUCCUCAUGGAUCGUGUACCUGGCAAAAUGCUCAUUGAGGUGAUCAACGACUUUCUCCGUCCGAAAUAGAGAGCAUAUCCGACGAUCUCGAUAAUGCUCUCCGUCGCUUGCGGAUGUACUCGAGUCCCUAUGGCACGAGUGUCUGUGGGGUGGAUGGUCAGGACAUUCGCAGCGCACGUGUGCCCGACUGGUACGUCGGGCCAUGCGCGGACGCUUCAUCUUUCUACGACAAGAUCGAGGUACCAGCAAAUCCUCCGUGGUGGGACGGUCUGGAACACGAAUAUCCGGGCCACGUCACCAACUUUCGGCGUUUGUAUAGCAUGUCGCACGCAGUCGUGUUCACUCAUGGGGACCUCAUGCCGCACAACAUUAUGGUCAAGGAUGGACACAUUACCGGCAUCAUCGACUGGGAAGCAGCCGGAUGGUACCCCGAGUACUGGGAGUUCACUACGAUGCUGAAGGGUCUGCGAUUAUCCAUGGGAGAGGAUGGUAGACUCUCUGGAAGGACGCCGUGGCAGCGACUGGUGUUGUCCCUGCCAAGUUACCGUUACGCAGCCGAGUAUGAAUGCGAAUGGUCUUUGUGGUGGUAUACAAUGGAAAGUUGGCCGCAGUGGUGAUCAGCUCGAAUUGUCUACCGUGCCGUUGCAUGAAUCGGCGUACACGUUCGCCUAUUCUCCGAUUCUGUCUAUGCUAGAACCUCGUCAUCCACUGUAUAUCGGUGAUCCGAGUCAUGUUUCUCACUCCACUGCCAAUGGCCAACGCAUGUUGCAGAGAUCACGGAGUCUUGACACACCUGAACCACCUUGUAUAUCAUUGCCCAUGGGAAUCGCGUGAGUGUUUGAAUCCAUAAUUAGCACUAACUCUUCAG
Molecule: messenger RNA, 1096 nt
Organism: Fomitopsis serialis
Lineage: Eukaryota; Fungi; Basidiomycota; Agaricomycetes; Polyporales; Fomitopsidaceae
Exons: 3
Coding region: 342-845 (167 amino acids)
Source: RefSeq, a predicted model, not a curated record